This is a messenger RNA of Dermacentor silvarum, 1303 nucleotides long. RefSeq lists its product as uncharacterized. The transcript has a single exon. Bases 210 to 545 code for a protein of 111 amino acids. The record is from RefSeq and is a predicted model, not a curated record. NCBI's taxonomy places the organism in Eukaryota, Metazoa, Arthropoda, Arachnida, Ixodida, Ixodidae.
CAGGCAACUCGUCAACAGCAGGCGCCCAAAAUACACGCUGCGUUCUAAAAGCAGCCGGCAGCGUGUAGUUCCAGUUGCAGAUAAGGCUGGGCCACGUGCACCGAUAACGCUCUCCUCGGGUAUCUUAUCUCUGCGUCGCAACGUCGUCGGAGUCGUGCGCUUUCGUUUCCGACCAUGGCAGCACCGACUGCGCACGAGGCGACGGCGCUAUGUUCCUCGUGUGGGUGCUAGUGGCGUGCCUCAACAACAGCUGCUCGGAUGCUCCCGCCGGUGGUGCAGCUGCGGAACCAUCGUGGCCGGCGGUGCAGACCGAGGCCCAGAGGUCGUUGGGUGACUGCGUGCCUGCCAGCGAGCUCCAAGCGCUUUGUCAACGCUGCGCCAAGAUCACAAAGAACGCCAGGGCCUACCGCAUGUGCUGCACCAACGAUCCUGGGAACAGCACGGAGUCUGGACGGACCUACUGCAAACGCUUGCUCGAGCACACUGUGGGCAGCGUGGCCGACGAUCUCCUGACCAGCGGCAGGACAGUGACGCCCUUUCUCUGAGCAGCAACAGUGCGAGGAGAAUAAAAUGGCAUCCCGGAUUUGAAGUGCUGGGCUUUGCCAGCCCUCGGGGGACCAGAAAGUGAUCAACUCCCUCAUGACGUUCACAUACAAUUCCGACUUCAGUGCAUGGAUGCACUCGAGAUGCAUGUGCUCGCGAGGAGCCAUAGUUACUUGGCCGGAUGCAGGAGACACGAAAUAUGAGCAAAUGUUGUUGACGCGACAUCAUCUAUGUUGUUGAGCAGUGCACGACUAUGCUGGAGAGCACCCUGGGACAAGCAUUUUUAAAGUGGGAAUUGUGCAGUCGUAGUCGUUUUACGUAACGUCUGCGCUUUCUGAAAGUGCCGGCGAUCCCCCAGAUACCGUGCUGUGCGCGCGAACCAUCGUGCUCAAGAGUUUCAGCAACUUCAAUUUUGCAUGUCUUCGCUUUUCUGUCCGUCCUUCGUCUGGUCCUGCGCUGUUGAAACAACGUGGAUCAAUUUUAUAUUGUCAUCUUUCGAGUCCUGACUAUUGACGAAUAUGGCAAUGCCACGUCCAUACGGCUUCUGCGAUUCUACCUGAAAUGAUCUCUUUGAGGUGUUCAGAGCUUCUGAGCGAAAUUACUUGAUGUGUUAACAGUACAAUCUCACAUUAAAGCCUAAAGUACAAAUCAAAUUUUGCGCGAAUAUGCUUACGAUGAAAAUAAAGACGAUUUGGAUAUUCAUGAAAACGCUCAAAAAUACGCUGACACUUGGAGAAAUAAAAGAUUAUGAAACAAAAUU